Messenger RNA from Dovyalis caffra, 1047 nucleotides. The record is from the annotation of a GenBank genome assembly. Lineage: Eukaryota; Viridiplantae; Streptophyta; Magnoliopsida; Malpighiales; Salicaceae.
AUGGCCACCACUCAACUUUCCCUCCAAAUCCUCCGCCCUCUCCCGGCCGCCUGCCAAACUUUUGGGCGACAGAGUUAUGGUUGGCAAUCAAGAAAUUUAUCCAUUAGAACUCGUCAGCAAAACUUGAAAUGGGUCUUCAGGCUAAGCCUGAUUGACCAGAACCCGCCACAGUCAGAGUCACAAGCAAGUACAAGUGUGGACGUGAAACAGUUGGUGGAGUUCUUGUAUGAUGAUCUUCCACAUCUCUUCGAUGAUCAGGGAAUUGAUCGGACAGCUUAUGAUGAGCGUGUGAAAUUUAGGGAUCCUAUCACUAAGCAUGAUAGUAUAAGUGGGUAUCUUUUUAACAUUGCUCUUUUGAAGAAUAUCUUCAGGCCUCAGUUCUUCUUGCACUGGGUCAAACAGACAGGAACUUAUGAGAUAACUACAAGAUGGACUAUGGUGAUGAAGUUCAUGCUUCUGCCAUGGAAGCCAGAAUUAGUGUUCACAGGAACCUCUGUCAUGGGAAUCAACCCAAAGACUGGGAAGUUUAGCAGCCAUUUGUUGAGGAUUUACAAGACUCCUGACCUAGAAACCCCCAGAUAUCAGAUACUGAGAAGGACUGCAAACUAUGAGGUACGGAAUUACAGCCCAUUCAUAGUGGUAGAAACUAGUGGAGAUAAGUUGUGUGGUUCAACUGGAUUUAAUGAUGUUGCUGGGUAUAUUUUUGGAAAGAAUUCCAUGAUGGACAAAUUUCCAAUGACCACUCCUGUGUUCACUCAAGCAAAUGAUGCUGGAUUGUCCGAAGUAUCCAUCCAAAUAGUUCUUCCAUUGGAGAAAGAUUUAAGCAGCUUACCAAAUCCUAAUCAAGAGACAAUUAGCGUAAGAAAGGUGGAAGGAGGCAUUGCUGCAGUAGCUAAAUUCAGUGGGAAACCAACUGAGGAUAUUGUUAUUCAGAAAGAGAAAGCGCUUCGAUCAUGCCUUGUUGAAGAUGGUCUUAAGCCUAAGAUGGGUUGUUUGCUUGCUCGCUAUAAUGAUCCUGGCCGAACAUGGAGCUCCAUAAUGGUAUGA